UCGUGGCUUCAUCUUGGACCCCUAUUCUAAAAAAGAUGUCACUCCUCUGUCCUACUGGAUAUGUAAGAUUGGUCCUACUCUCCCGUGACAGAUGACGUUGGUGUGGCCAGUGAUGGUGGAGGGAGAUCUCAAGGGACAAGGGGCUGCACCCUGCAGGACUUAAGGAUGCAUCAGGCUCUCUGAGCAAGGUGCAGGGAGGAGCCUGCGAGCUGAGUGACUUCUGCCGCAACGAGGCUUGUCCUGCCCAACUUGCAGAAAGGUCAUGAGAACCAAAGAUAAUGAGGAUGAGAUGCUCUGGAAACGCCCCGUGCUGUAGAAAUGGAACGUGUAUAUUUCGCUCGGGCUUUUAAAUCACUGACCACAUACUCUUCGCUCCGUCCGGAAGAAUCCGGAAGAAUAACGUGUUCCCACAUGCCAGCGAUGUAGCAAAGUGAUGCAGUGGUCACCCUGAACCCACUCCCCCGAAUGAAGAAAUGUAUCCGUGUGAAUAUCUGCGUGCAUAGGUCUUUGUCCACACCUCAAAGCCACCCGUGUGGGAUUUGGUUGUGCGCGGGUUGAGGGUUCACCGACCAGAGGGAGGAACGUGGAGACUAAAUGCACGCUACCACGGUGCCUCCUAGAAUGGCCGGCCCCGCCCCGCUCUCCAGCCCGGCGACUGCUGCCCGCCGAACGCGUGCCUACUAGAGCCGAGGCUCCGCCGGACAGAAGAGGGCCAGCGAGAACCAGCAGGACGCCUCGACGCACUUUCCAGUCCGCGUGAGCCGCAGCGGCCAGAGGGAAAUCCUUGGAGCUGGGGUCAGGAGCCUGUGGAGGAAGCAUCCUGCCUUGUGACCGGAGCUCCGUGGUCAGUGCGGCGUAAAUGGCUCCCCUCCCUGCCGGCAUCCGCUUCAUCAUCUCCUUCUCCCGGGACCAGUGGUACAGAGCCUUCAUUUUUGUUUUGACAUUUUUGCUGUAUGCCAGUUUCCACUUAUCCCGAAAGCCUAUCAGCAUAGUGAAGGGUGAGCUCCACAGGUACUGUGCCGCACUGAACGAGGGGGACGUCGAAUUGAGCAGCCAGAGCCAGAGGGCCAGUGACACCCCCCGCCACCAGCCACCAGACAACGAGACUGACUGCAGCUGGGCCCCGUUUGACCAGGACAACUACCAGCAGCUGCUCGGGGCCCUGGACUACUCGUUCCUGUGCGCAUACGCCAUCGGCAUGUACCUGAGUGGCAUAAUAGGGGAACGCCUGCCCAUUCGGUAUUACCUGACUUCUGGGAUGCUGGCCAGUGGUGCUUUUACCGCCCUGUUUGGAUUAGGGUAUUUCUACAACAUCCACAGUUUCGGCUUCUACGUGGUAACUCAGAUCAUCAACGGACUGGUGCAGACCACCGGCUGGCCCAGUGUCGUCACCUGCCUCGGCAACUGGUUCGGAAAAGGAAGGCGAGGUUUGAUUAUGGGGGUCUGGAACUCCCACACGUCCGUGGGCAACAUUUUGGGGUCCUUGAUUGCUGGCUACUGGGUGUCCACGUGCUGGGGCCUGUCCUUCAUCGUGCCCGGGGCCAUUGUGGCAGCGAUGGGGAUUGUGUGCUUUCUCUUUCUCAUCGAACAUCCCAAGGACAUCGCCUGCUCUUCCUCCCUGGUGGCGCAUUCGAGGGGCCACGAGAACGGCGCACACAGAUUCAGGCUGCAGAAGCAAGUCUUCGCGGACGACGAGAACAAGCCCCUGGACCCCGAGAUCCAGUGCCUACUGCUGUCAGACGGAAAACACCCGGUCCAUCAGAGCCACGUCGUCGUCCUCCCGGCCGACGGCAGGGGCAGCAUGGCCGCCAUCAGCUUCACAGGGGCCUUGAGAAUCCCCGGUGUGAUCGAGUUCUCUCUGUGUUUGCUGUUUGCAAAGCUGGUCAGCUACACCUUCCUGUUUUGGCUCCCACUCUACAUCACCAGUGUGGAUCACCUUGAUGCCAGACAAGCCGGGGAGCUCUCCACCCUGUUUGACGUGGGCGGGAUCUUCGGUGGGAUCCUGGCGGGCGUGAUCUCAGAUCGACUGGAGAAGCGGGCCUCCACCUGUGGCCUGAUGCUUCUGCUUGCAGCCCCCACGCUCUACAUGUUCUCCACCAUCAGCAGAAUGGGCCUAGAAGCCACGAUAGCCAUGCUGCUGCUCAGCGGGGCCCUGGUCAGCGGGCCAUACGCCCUGAUCACGACCGCCGUGUCCGCCGACCUGGGCACGCACAAAAGUCUCAAAGGAAACUCCCACGCCCUCGCCACCGUGACCGCCAUCAUUGACGGGACCGGGUCUGUAGGAGCCGCGCUGGGCCCCCUGCUGGCUGGGCUCCUCUCCCCGUCUGGAUGGAACAACGUGUUCUACAUGUUGAUGGUUGCAGACGCCUGUGCCUUACUGGUUCAAGGAACACUGACCGCCGAGUCCCCUGGAGGGAGGCGGGCCCCUCCUUCACCAACGGUCUGUCAAGGGAAAGUUCAAAUAAAGGAUCCUGUGUUGGAAAGAAUGAUUGACCCUUGCCUUUUGCACACACACCUGGAAAAGACACAAAAGCCGCCUCGAGAAGUCCAGCUGCCGUUUUAGGCGAGCCGUGGGGCUCAGCACCGUGGACAGGAGGCGCGUGGGAAGUGCCCUCACCACGGCGGAGCUGGGGGACACGUGGCUGGGCGGGCGGGUCCCCAGCGGGUGGCACUCAGGUCAGCCUGAGUCUCGGGCGCUCCAGCCUAGGACAUUAGAACGGGCGCGUAUCACGCUGGCAGGGACCUUGAUGUCACCUGAACGGGCCGUGUCGGGGACCCGAUACCACAGCGGGCGCGAGAACGCAGCCAGCACGGAGCCCAGACUCUGGGAGGACAGAAGAAACCCGAUGCCGGGUCAGAAACCAGGACGGACCUCGGGGCCCUCAGGUCUCCCACAAGACUUCCCGCCACCGCCCCCGGAUCCUCACCGGCCUGCAGAAUUGUCGACGAGUGAGCAGCCGCGAGGCCAUCGGCCUGCCCGUCGAGGGCCCUGGGAACACCAGGCCCGAACACCUGGAUGCGUCUGCCAUCUGAGCGCCACGGUGGCCGCUGCUGCUGGUCCCUGCGGGGCUCGGGGAGGACGUGGCCGGGGUGGGCGGGCCUGGUGCAGUGAGACCUGCGACACGCCAGGCGCCUGGAACUGUCUCCAGCCCCGCGGCACCAGCGUGGGGUGAUUUAUUUAAGAUGUGCUGUGUGUUCUAGAAAUCCAAGAAAAUAAGUGGCAUUUUGUUAUUUAUUAAGACGAACUGAUUGUUUUUGGCCAUUUGUCUUCCCAGUUGUUGCCUAGCAGAAUACUUGUCUGCUCUUUGAAAUAAAAUGGUUUUUUAAAGCUUA
Messenger RNA from Acinonyx jubatus (cheetah), 3333 nucleotides. RefSeq names its product solute carrier family 37 member 1 (gene SLC37A1). Bases 860 to 2563 code for a protein of 567 amino acids. Gene Ontology annotation, biological process: glucose-6-phosphate transport; phosphate ion transmembrane transport. NCBI's taxonomy places the organism in Eukaryota, Metazoa, Chordata, Mammalia, Carnivora, Felidae. The record is from RefSeq and is a predicted model, not a curated record. Gene Ontology annotation, molecular function: glucose 6-phosphate:phosphate antiporter activity. The transcript is spliced from 19 exons. Gene Ontology annotation, cellular component: endoplasmic reticulum membrane.